Molecule: messenger RNA, 1239 nt
Organism: Erigeron canadensis
Lineage: Eukaryota; Viridiplantae; Streptophyta; Magnoliopsida; Asterales; Asteraceae
Product: binding partner of ACD11 1
Exons: 8
Coding region: 136-939 (267 amino acids)
Molecular function (GO): RNA binding
Source: RefSeq, a predicted model, not a curated record
CUGGAAUAUAUAUAUAAACCCAAAAAAUAUUUCCAUUUAUCAUCAGCAUAUAUUCACAAGCUGCUUAUCUGUUAAUUUCUCUCUCUCAACACCUGGAAUUACAUACACUUUUUUGGGCACACAAAGUAAAGUAUAAUGCAGACAAGAACAGUACAGGUAGGUCAUCUAUCAGAUCUAGCUACCGAGAGAGAAAUCCACGAGUUUUUCUCCUUUUCCGGUGAAAUUGAAAGCGUUCAGAUCUGCCGUGAUUCACAACAAAAUAAAACUGCGUUUGUUACUUUUAAAGAUCCCAGAGCUCUUGAAAUUGCAUUAUUGCUAUCGGGAGCAACUAUUGUGGAUCAGAUUGUUAGCAUUACUUCUGUGGAAAAUUAUGUGCCAAAGCCCGAGUGUCAGGAAGUUUGUGAAGUAGAUAAUGCGAUGAGAAUGGCUUCAGAAAGCCCUUCCUCACAUGCCGAGGCCAACACUACUUCUCCUCGUGGAAGAGUAUACAUAAGUAAAGCUCAAGACGUUGCUAAAAGUGUUCUUGCAAAAGGUUCAGCAUUUAGGCAAGAUGCUGUAAAUAAAGCUAAAGCAUUUGAUGAAAAGCAUCAACUGAGAGCCAAUGCAUCUGCCAGGGUGAAUUCUCUGGACAAGAGAGUUAGGCUUACAGAGAAAUUUAAUGUUGGAGUCUCUGUGGUAAAUGAGAAAGUUAAGUCUGUUGAUCAAAAACUUCAAGUGUCGGACAAAACAAUGGCUGCAAUAUUGGCUGCUGAGAGGAAACUAAAUGACACAGGAUCAGCCGUCAAAUCAAGCAGGUAUGUUACCGCUGGAGCAGCUUGGCUGAAUGGAGCUUUUGGUAAAGUGACAAAGGCUGGGCAGGUUGCAGGAACAAAAACUAGACAAAAAUGGAACUUGGCAGUCUCAAAUUUAACGGCAAAGGAUUCACCAAUUGCUGCAUAAAGCAGAGUUUAUAGACAGCUGCAUUCUUUUGAUCGAUGAUCAUAUUGGUUUCUCCAUCAUCAGAAUGAUGAUUAUGGAGAUCAGUUAUUAGAUAUUUCAGAUUUGUAAGCUUGGUGUGUGGAAUUCUUGUGUCUAGUACAUGUUUUUAGUGUGUUAAAGGGCAGUUUUGUGUUAUUCAUUUUAUUAGUUAAUUGUUGCCAUAUAUUCUUGUGUAUUCAUGUUAAUUUCCAAGUGUGCAACUACGAAGAGAUAAGUAAUGAUGUGAAGUUCCAUUAAAAAGUUAUGUAACUAUUUAUGCAA